Messenger RNA from Prunus armeniaca (apricot), 1479 nucleotides. Lineage: Eukaryota; Viridiplantae; Streptophyta; Magnoliopsida; Rosales; Rosaceae. The record is from the annotation of a GenBank genome assembly.
AUGUUUAUCUUUGUCACUCUUGAUACCAUCCGGUUGUUAGCUGAUUACUUAUUUGAGCCGGAGGAUCCAGUAAAAGCUGUCAAAAUGUCGAGGAAGGGUUUGAUGGAGCAAGACCUGAGUAAACUGGAUGUAACAAAGUUACAUCCACUGUCGCCUGAAGUUAUAUCUCGCCAGGCUACUAUCAAUAUUGGUACUAUAGGUCAUGUGGCUCAUGGAAAGUCAACAGUUGUAAAAGCAAUAUCUGGUGUUCAGACUGUUCGUUUUAAAAAUGAGCUGGAGCGCAACAUUACUAUCAAGCUUGGAUAUGCCAAUGCAAAAAUAUACAUGUGUGAAGAUGAGCGGUGCCCUCGACCUAUGAGCUACAAGGCAUAUGGAAGUGGAAAGGAAGACACUCCUCUCUGUGAUGUUCCUGGAUUUGAGAACUGCAGGAUGAAACUGUUGAGACACGUAUCUUUUGUAGAUUGCCCGGGUCACGAUAUUCUUAUGGCUACUAUGCUUAAUGGUGCCGCCAUUAUGGAUGGAGCCUUACUUCUCAUAGCUGCUAACGAAAGCUGUCCCCAACCACAAACUUCUGAGCAUCUGGCUGCUGUUGAAAUUAUGCGUCUGCAACAUAUUAUUAUCCUUCAAAAUAAAGUUGACCUGAUUCAGGAGAAUGUGGCCAUCAAUCAGCAUGAGGCAAUCCGGAAGUUUAUUCAGGGAACUGUAGCUGAUAAUGCACCAGUGGUCCCAAUUUCUGCUCAGUUGAAGUAUAAUAUUGAUGUUGUUUGCGAGUACAUCGUCAAAAAGAUCCCCAUUCCAGAAAGGAACUUUAUCUCACCUCCCAAUAUGAUUGUUAUCCGUUCUUUUGAUGUCAAUAAACCUGGGUUUGAGGUCGAUGAGAUAAGAGGUGGAGUGGCUGGUGGAAGCAUCCUCAGGGGUGUCUUGAAAGUGAACCAGUAUAUUGAGGUUCGUCCUGGGAUUGUUGUUAAGGACGAGAGUGGAAACAUAAAAUGCACGCCAAUAUAUUCUAGAAUAGUUUCAUUGUAUGCUGAGCAAAAUGAGUUGCAAUUUGCGGUUCCAGGAGGUCUCAUUGGCGUUGGAACGACCAUGGAUCCUACUUUGACACGUGCUGAUAGGCUAGUGGGUCAAGUUCUUGGUGAAGUUGGAUCUCUCCCUGAAGUAUUUGUUGAGCUUGAGGUGAACUUCUUCCUGUUGAGAAGGCUUCUAGGGGUCAGGACAAAGGGAUCGGAGAAGCAAGGAAAGGUCUCAAAGCUGGCCAAGGGUGAGAUCCUGAUGUUGAAUAUAGGAUCCAUGUCUACAGGGGCUAAGGUUAUUGCUGUAAGGAAUGAUUUGGCAAAGCUGCAACUCACCUCUCCAGUGUGCACCAGCAGAGGAGAGAAAAUUGCACUCAGUCGGCGAGUUGAGAAGCAUUGGCGUCUUAUUGGGUGGGGCACGAUUCAAGCUGGAACAACCCUUGAUGUCCCACCCUCCCCAAUUUGA